GCAUACCGCCUCGCCUCUGCCCCCCACUGCGAGCGUUAUCAUUAUCGCCCUCGCCUCGCGCCGCCAGAGACCAAAGGCCAAGGUCCGGGCGCCCGCGCGGCACGCGUGCGUGCCAAGCACAGCUGCAAGCAACCUCGGGCCACACCCCCCGGCUAACGCUUCGCGGCACCCGGGAGCACGGCACAGCAGGGCAUCGGCAUCCAUCCACUUCUGUGGGGUGCGGCUCGUGUUGCCGAGCCGAACGUCAGUCAGGUGGACGUCGACGCGGGGGCGCGCGGGGUACGACGACGCUGCACCAUGAUACCGAGCUGCGGGUGUGCUCGGCGGUGCAGCGCUCGAGAGGUAUAUAAGCCACGUCGGGGGCACUAGCCCUCAGCAGCCAGACACAAACACACAGCACAAGCAAGCAAGCAACACAAUGACCAUCCCCAAGACUGCCCGCGCCGCCGUCACCGUCAACGGUGGCACGCCCCAGUUCUCCAUCGACCACCGCGAGGACUUCCCCGUGCCCACCCCCGGCCCGGGCGAGAUCCUCCUCGAGUGCAAGUACACUGGUGUCUGCCAGUCCGACUACCACGCGGCCUACGGAGACUGGCAGGGCCUGACGCAGGCCGAGGGCGUCACCUGUCUCGGCCACGAGGGCGCCGGCAUCGUCCGCGCCGUCGGGCCCGGCGUGACCGACUUCAAGGUCGGCGACAGGGCUGGCGCGCUCGUUGCGGCCGACUCGUGCGGCACCUGCGAGUUCUGUAGCCAGGAUGACUGUGCCCUCUGCGCCAAGAUCAACCUCACCGGCUUCCACCGCAACGGCUCGUUCGCGCAGUACAUCAACGUCAACACGCGCUUCGCCGUCCACAUCCCCGAGGGCAUCCCCUUUGAGCAGGCGGCCCCCUUCAUGUGCUCGGGCGGCACGGCGUACACGGCCGUCAAGACGACUGGCCUCAAGGCCGGCCAGACCGUGGCCGUGCUCGGUGCCGCGGGAGGUGUGGGCCACAUGGUCGUGCAGUUCGCCAAGGCGCGCGGCCUGCGCGUGAUUGCCAUCGACGUCGGCGCCGACAAGAAGGAGGCGACGCUCGCCACCGGCGCCGACGAGUACGUCGACAUCACCGGCACCAAGGACCUGCCCGCCACUGUCGCCGCUCUUACGCCUGACGGGCUCGGCGUGCACGGCGUCAUCGUCACCGCGGGCAACGGCAAGGCGUACGCCGCCGGCGUGGGCAUCCUCCGCCCCCGCGGCGUGUUUGUGUGCGUUGGUCUCCCGCCGACCGGCUCGGCCAUCGCUGGCGCCGAGCCUGCCGCGAUCAUCUUCAAGGCCAUCACGGUCCGCGGCUCGCUCCUCAACACGGUCGAGGACAUGAACGACGCCCUCCAGCUCCUCAAGGCCGGCAAGAUCAAGGAGCACGUCGAGAUCCGCCCCUUCGCCGCCACGGGCCAGGCGCUCGCCGACGUCGGCGCGUCCAAGACCAAGGGCCGUGUCGUCAUCGACUUUGCCGCCUAAAUAAAAGCGUAUAGCGCGUAGUGUAGUGUCAGAAGUAGUCGUAGGGUUGAGGUGUAUGCAGGUUAUGAUUGUGCA
Messenger RNA from Vanrija pseudolonga, 1570 nucleotides. Its product is annotated as Alcohol dehydrogenase 1. The record is from RefSeq and is a predicted model, not a curated record. Bases 419 to 1495 code for a protein of 358 amino acids. Gene Ontology annotation, cellular component: cytoplasm. Lineage: Eukaryota; Fungi; Basidiomycota; Tremellomycetes; Trichosporonales; Trichosporonaceae. Gene Ontology annotation, molecular function: zinc ion binding; alcohol dehydrogenase (NAD+) activity. The transcript is spliced from 3 exons.